UCAGAACCGUUGAAUGUUGAGAAGUGUCAAGAGCAGCUUAAGUCUUAUUACAACAAGUCUUAUUACAACACCUUUAGCAAGGUGAAAAUCACUCCAUGGGACGACAGCUCUUCCAUUCAGAUUGAUGAGAUCUACACACCUUUGUCUUGGGUCAGAGAUCACAGGAAGCCCAGCGGAGUGACACAAGAGGAACUUGAAGACUACACCGACAUGUUCAAGGAAGAUGAAUAUGAUCGCAAACCAAUGCGAAUGCUUGUUUAUGGUCGGCCAGGAAUUGGCAAGAGUAGUAUAGCGCGUCUGACUAGCAAUUCCCGCGCGGCCUGGGUCCGAGUUUGAGUAAUAAUAUAUUCAUGCCAUGUAGGUACACGUGUUAGGGUUAUUAGAUAAUUAUAUUCAUGACGUGUAGGUACACGAAGGUAAAAAUUGAUUAAUUAAUGUGCGAGUGUCCAUGUCGGCCAUCUUUGUUAUUAAAGAUAAGGGUCGGUUUGAUAUAUAUAUGGAACGGUAGCGUAAAAAUCAUCCAUGUGGGAUACCUAUUUGUGUGAUGCGCAUGCGCAAUCUUCUGAUUAAAAAUGUACGCAUGCGCAAUGCUUUAGAGCCAGUCCCUAUGUGGUAUGAAUGUCACGAAAUGUCCUAUGGCUAGUACUUAUGUGGUGUAAGACGUCACAAAAUGUUGCGUGUGACGUCAUCUGCCCAGACUUGCCCACCCAAGCUAAAUCUCAAGAGAGAUGUUGCCUAAACUUGUCUAGGACUUGCUCAAGAGUUGUCUAGUAUUGCUUAAGGCUGUCCGAAUCUCUAGGGGUUAGGAUUUAUUAUUUAAAGUGACGUCGUUGUAAGUAGAAGGAGUCAUAAACAUGCCUAUUUUUCAAUAUCCCUACGAUUUUACGUGUACAUGCAAAACAUGUGUCUGCUUACAACGCGUUUCACGUGGGUGGAUCAUCUUACAUCCAAUGUAUUACUUGGUUGGUUACUGACAUCAAGGCUAUGACAGAAUUUGAACACUCUUUAAAAUGGUAUCGCUUACGCCAUAAAAACCGAGGUAUUAUUAGAGAUUCAGCCAGUCUCCAUUACCAUGGAUUGUGACAGAGCUCUCGAGAGUCCUAGAGAAAUUAUCUAUCGUAGUUAUCUCUGCUCUCCAUCUCGAGUACAACUUCGAUAUUGACCAGAGCAAGAAAAAAGGCCGCGCAAGUGUGUUGUUACAUCCAAUUCCGGGAUGGGAGGAUCCAAGGCUCAAAAGAAAAUUUCCAAUCUAAAACGCAAGAUUCGUCAGCAAGCAUCGAAACAUGUUCAUUCUUGUAAGGAAAAAGAUCUGGAAAUACAGGAAUUAAAACUAAGGGAAAGACAUCAUGACAUUGUAUUUCGCGAUGCCUUACGAUACAUUUACCACCCCUAUGGAAACCAGAGAUGUAUCUACUAUACCAACUGGGAUAAAGAAGUCGCAGAUGGUUUCCAUUCUGCCUACCACGAAAUAGAUUACAGAUAGAGAGACAAAAUGUAAAACCAUGUAAAAGUUUAUUAAUUACAAAAAGUACGCUACGGGUGUUGAAUAAAAAUGUGUAAUAUUAUAAUUGUUUGAAUUGUAAUUAGUAGUUAACCAAAGAUAAUCUUCUAUAAGGGGUGCUGCUACAUCUUCCUCAUAAUCUACAAAACCCCAACUUAUGACUGGUGUGACAUUACAAAUCUGAUUCACAACCAUAAAAAAGUGAAAUUGGUUAAAAAGUACAACAAUUUCAUCAUCUUCCAUAUCUAAAAGACACCAUAGUGUGAAAAAAAACUCGUCGAGAUCCUCCAGAGGGAAAUCAUCCAAAGGGAGUUCAUUCUAAAAAUGUAAAAAAUUUAAUUUCAUAGUCAUUACUUGACCACGUCGUAGCCAACCACUCAUACCUAUGGAGCUCUCUUUCUUGGAUAUCAUAAAAACAAUGUAUGAAUUGGUUUAUGUUAUACAGUGAAAGAACACAAUUUAAAAAAUCAACAUCUUGAAAAUAAACAGCUAAAUUAAAGUUUUCCAUGACUGAUAAUUCAAAUUUUGAAUUUCUAAAAAACAAAUAGAGGGCAUCUGUAUCCACAUAGUUUUGAUGUAUCUACGAAAGAGAAACCCCAUAUAAACGAAUAUGAAAAAGUUGACCAUAAAAGUAAUUUUGCAGUAAUUCCAUGGGUACGCGAUUACUACCAGGUAUUAUUUCAACAAACGGUAACACGGAAUUAGGUAAGAUAUACAAAUGUAAAUAAUGAUUCCAUAAUUGUCUUGGCGUAUAAAAACCGUGUCGUUCUUCAGCAACUAAUUGUAACCUGAGGUAAAAAUUUCUCAUAAAACAUGCUUGUAUUGAAAAAUAACAUCUGGGAAGAGGUCGUUGAAAAUGUCUUCGUAAAGAACGAAUUAAAUAGUAUGUGGUAGUCUUUAUAAUCGGAAAUCUAACUAAAAGUCUACAGAUUGAUUCUUGAGGUAUCUAUAAAAUAGAAAAUAAACGUACUCGCAUAAAUAAAUUGCUAUGACAAUAAGAUCGGUUUAAUCUUCUUGUUUCGUAGAUACCCGCAUGUAUUCCUAACAUAUCACUUAUUACAGUAUUUUCUAAAAGAACAUCAAAAAGUAAUUGAUAAUAAAAUGUAUCGGGAAAUAAGUGAUGCGCUUGAAAAAAACUAUUUUGAAAUUCCAUACAAAAUUGUACAUGAAUCACAUAAUAUUCCAGUCUAUUUAUUAUAAUUCUUAGAGCUUGAAAAAGAGCUCUUAAAGAAUUUCGAAUGAAAUUUGUUUCUUGAUCAGUCACAUAGAGCAAACAUAAAGUGGACAGGUAAUCAUGUGGAGGAAUCUGAAAUCAUUAAAAAAAGUCUAAUUGAAUUACUAUUGUGUAAAAUGUCGUAAUAAAAAGAAAAAUGAGCUCUCAUAUAAAAUUCAGACUCUCCUACAUGUCAAUAAAAUUUAAAGAGCAAAAAAAAAAAAAAAAAAUAUUAUCUAAAACGUUCACGAAACAUAUAGUGGCAAUGACGAAUAGAAUCACGAUUUGAAUGCGCUGGGAAACGCAAUUGAAACCUAAAAAAUUGGUAUAGUACUCUUCUAAUGUGAUGAAAAAAAGCUACUAAAAACUCAGCGAAAGGAAAGUGUUGAGUCAAAAACAAUCUGCGUAUACGAGCUGGAACGAUUUCAUCGAUAUAGCGUUCAAAAUACGUGUUAAAAUCUGGAGGUUUAUAAAUUUCAAUUCGAAUCAAAUCAUGUUCCACAUCCAGUCUAGUAAGAAUAUUCCGCAUAUCGGUGAUCAGACGAAGUAAAUAAUUGCUCAUAAACUCAUGAUCGACGAUAAAAUACGAUGCUUCAAAUACGUCAUGCAUCUAAAGAUGAAUAGAAAAAAGGUUGUCUUAGUUUUUAAAAAAAUUUUUUUUUUGAAAUGUUCACGCAAACAACGAUUCGUAAAAUAAAAAAACACACAUACCUGUUGAAUCCUGGCUUCGAGCGCUCCAGGUUGAAGCAAUGCUUCCAAAUCUUGGAUGGCCUGUUGUCUUUGUGCUUCUCUCCUUGCCAAAUCCUCGUUUAUCGGUGGAUUUCUUAUUGGAUCGAUGGCGGCUUGGGCAGCAAAUGGUCGUCGGCAGUGUCCACAUGCAGCCGAUGUAUGGACAUGUUGCUGGUAACAUUCACGGUGAACUCGUCUUGUACAGCAUGGUGUCGCUGUAGCAUUAUACAUGUUUACAGUAAUUGGAGUCAAACAGAUGAAGCAAUCGUAGGGCGCUCCGUCUUCUUCGACAUCCUGACGUCUUAAUCGUCGUGAUCUUCUAACAGGAGGCAUCUAAAAGAGAAAAGCGAAGUAAAAUGUUAAAAAGCAAAUCUAGCAUAUAAAAAACGAAUCGCAAUCACAAACUUACCUUGUGUCACACUUGUAGUUCACGUAGAAGAUCACACACACGUCAAAACUUCUUCUUACUGAUAAAGUAGUAAAAUCGUAGUCAAAACCUUGAACCAACAGUUGACGCUUCUGCUUUAAACGCAAGUUGAAAAGUGGAAAGCGUUUCAACUACGUUUUCAAAUAAAACAGAGCCCCUUAGGGAGAUCAAUUAAACAAAUUUGAAGCUACCUGAGGCUGCCCAAUCCCCUAAGGAAAUCGUCGCCAAUCAGAGUCGUUGUAUACAGCCUGAAAAAUUUAAAAUUCAAAUUUCAUAAAAAACUACUACAAAGCUUGCGCCAUCAUCUCAAAGGCUGCAGAUGUAGAGGAAGGAGUAGUAAAGUGUAAAGUUGUAGAUUGAAUUGAGGGAUCGAGCGAUGGCGAAACGAAAGUUUGACGAAGUGGAAUAUGGGGAUGAUGGUAUUUCGGAUGACUUAUUAAACGAAAUUGGAGAAGUCUUUGAAAAUCAAUAUGGCAACGAUGUGACAGACUCGCAAAUGGUUCAAUUUGGUCGUGAAUUGGAUCAACAACAAUUAGAUGCCCUCGACAUUGGUUUGGAUGAACACCCUGAGCAAAUUGGUGGUGGUAUGCCCUUGUUUGAAUUUGAUUUUCAAAAAUUUGGUCUCCCCAAGCGGUGGAAGAAAUCAGCGGCGAAUCAACAAAGAUAUCGCGCCACAUUAAAACAGAGGCGUAACCCAACAAAGAACGAUAAUGUGGGAAAAGAAGUCACGGAGGCUUUAGUCAGGUAAGAUGAUCAUGAUUUAGUUUCUGUCGUUAAGUAAUUGCUACGAGCACUAUGAAACAGACAUAGAUAAAAAUCAUCAUGCGUCUUCGAUAUACGGAGAAGCUGACCUAGCAAUAUCAAAACUUGUCUUAGAAAUCAAAAAUGAAAGAGAAAAAACUGCUAGAUCCCUAAAGACCUUUUUUAUUUCUCAGAUCGAUGAAAGAAACACUCCAUCGCAAAAAAGUUACCGAUCAGUGGCAAAACAAAACAUUGAAAGAUACAGAUGAAGUGUUUUUAAACUUUAAAGCCGAGAAAUUUGACCACCACGUACAAACACAACGCUUUACUGUCGGUGAAAUCAUGAAUGGAAAUGGCGAAGAGCGAUUUGGUGCAUAUAUGAACCAACUGGCCAAUCAACUUAACUCGAAUGAAUCUUUUAGCCCUGAGGAUAAGUUCGCCGUCGACCUCACCAUCGUGCCAAAAUCAAAGGAAGGUGGUAAAUCCAAAUUAACAAAGGGAAGACAUAAUAUUGAAGAUGUUCUCCACAACAAACAAUGUGUAUUACCGAUUAAAAAUUCAGAAGACAACCUUUGCCUUGCAAGAGCCAUUUGUCUAACAAAAGCCCACUUGCAUAAAGACGAUGGUGUAGAGGGAAAGCGUUACUAUAAGAAUCUUGGAAAUAAUCCGAAUGUGCUCACCCGAUGCGCCAAAUUCCUUCACAAGCAAGCUGGUGUGCCCGAAGGCCCUUGUGGGCGUGCCGAAUUAGAAAAGUUUCAACAGUACCUGGCAUGGCGCCCGACUACCAGUUGAAAGUGAUGACCACAUGCUAUCCAUAUUGCAUUACGUUUCAAGGAAACGUGGAAUCGCCAAAGUACAUCAUCCGCCUCCUGUAUCAACCAGAGUACGAAAGCGAUGUGGGUCAUUACCAUGGAUGUACGUCUUACCUCGGAUUCCUGGAAAGAUCGUAUUUUUGUGACACGUGCAACAAAGGCUUUGACCAUGACGACUUCCGCAACCACCCAUGCGAGGGCCGUCGCUGUAAAGCAUGCAAGCAGACCGAAUGUGGUACAAAACCUCACGAACCCACUCUCCACUGCUCAGCCUGCAACCGCCAUUUUUACAGUCAGAACUGCCUCGCCUUACACCGCGGAAAAAACAUCUGCAUGACCCUAGUACGAUGCGGUAACUGUUGCAAACAAUUUCAGCCAGACCCCCAACAGCUACACCGUUGUUACUUUGGAAAAUGCUCUAACUGUAAGGAGUACGUGGACCUUAGAGAACACAAAUGCUACAUUCAACCCAUCCCUGAACAAGAAGAUUCACCCAAACGGAAAACGAAAGCCAAAAUCAAGAAGCAUUUAAAAAUAAACCCCGAGGCAUCCGUGUACGAAGAACCAUCCAUCUUCGUCUACGCGGACUAUGAAGCCAUGAUCAGCGAAGACGGAACACACCUACCCAUUUGCGUCUGCGCUCAAACUUCCGAAAACAACACCUCCUACACGUUUUAUGGCGACGAUUGCAGUAAACAGUUUCUGGAAUUCUUGACGAACCUUACCGAAGAUCAGUACAAAGAACCGCGUGAAGUCAUCUGCAUAUUCCAUAAUUUAAAAGGGUAUGAUUCCAUUUUCAUACAGCAUCAGCUUGUGAUAGAAGGAAGAAAAUUCGAUGUGAUGAUUCCUAACGGCACAAAGAUGAUUUCUCUGGAAGCUGGUAAAAUCACAUUUAAAGAUUCCAUGGCUUUUCUUCCCAUGACUCUGUCCGCAUUUACCGACACCUUUGGUCUCACCGAGUUGAAAAAAGGCUUCUUCCCACACAAGUUUCAUACGCAAGAAAAUCGAAGUUAUGUGGGUCCGUUACCUGAAGUUUCUUACUAUGAUCCGGAGGAAUGUCGAGUAAGAAAAAAAGAAGAAUUCGAAGUGUGGUAUAGAGAAGAAGCAGCCAAACAACACCCAUUCGAUCUCAAAGAAGAACUGCUUGCAUACUGUCACUCAGAUGUUGCGUUACUGAAAGCUGGAUGUCACAAAUUCAUCCAAGAAUUUAAAAGCAUCGCCGGUUUCAAUCCUAUGGAAAAAUGCGUUACGAUCGCCGCAGCGUGUAACCGUUAUUGGAGGAGGAAACAUUUACCCUUAGAUCUCAUAGCAAUAGAACCUUCAUCGGGGUGGCGAGGUGCCCGUAUGAAUCACUCCAAAGCAUCAUUGGAAUGGUUGAUGUGGCAAGAAUACAAUACCGGAAGUCGAAUUCAGCACGCACGUAACGGAGGAGAGUAUCGUAUCCCUGUUGGCCCUACCUCGUACUUCGUGGAUGGUUACGAUGCACAGACCCGCACAGUCUACGAAUUUCACGGGUGCCUCUAUCAUGGCUGUCGUACCUGUUACACCAAUCGCAAACAAAUUCCGUUCUGUUCCAAUGGGUUGACCGUAAAAGCCUUACGCCAACAGACCAGUCAGAAAAUCCAAAAACUCCGCGGUAAAGGGAAUCGAGUGGUGGAAAUCUGGGGGUGCGAAUGGGAGAAAGAGAAGAAAGAAACAACAGCCAUUACCGAAUUUCUAAAAGAUUUGGAUAUCGUCCCUCCUUUGAACCCAAGAGAAGGUUUUUACGGUGGUAGAACGGGCGCCGCCUGCCUGUACCAUAAAGUAAAUGAAGAAGAAAGAGAAGAAAUCCGCUACAUCGACGUAACCUCUGAGUACCCCUACGUAAACAAGUAUGGUACGUACCCUGUAGGCCACCCGGACAUCUAUUUGGAACCAGAGAAUCAAGACCCUAGAAGUUACUUUGGCUUGAUGACUGUGGACAUCACCCCACCCGCUGACCUGUAUAACCCAGUCUUACCUUACCGUCAUAAAAUUGGAAACUCCUACAAGCUGACCUUCCCGUUAUGCCGUAAGUGUGUAGAAAUUGAGACACAGAAAGAACACAUGCUGGAACGCGACUAUCACUGCCCACACAGUGAUGAAGAACGAAUGUUACGAGGCACCUGGUGUACCCCAGAGAUACAUAAAGCAAUCGAAAAAGGAUACCGACUCGUCCGAAUUCAUGAAGUAUGGGACUUCCCGCAGCGUCGAAAGGGUCUGUUCCAACCGUACGUGGACACCUGGUUAAAAAUUAAGCAGGAGAGCGGUGGCUACCCAAACUGGGUGCGGACUGAUGCGCAAAAAGAAAAAUACAUUCAUUGCUAUGAAGAAAAAGAAGGUAUCCGACUCGACCCUACCAAGAUCGUCAAGAACCCCGGAAGAAAAGCCACGGCUAAACUCAUGCUUAACUCCUUCUGGGGGAAAUUUGGCCAACAAAACAAUAAAUCGAAGACCAAACAAUGCACGCAACCCUACGAACUCCUAGAUCUGCUUGACGACCCUCUCUUCACCGUAACAGACAUCCGUAUUCUUAAUUCCGAAGUGAUAGAAGUAUCGUACAAACGCGAUAAAGAAGAUCCUUACAAAGGGAGCAAUACUAAUAUUUUCAUCGCAGCAUUUACCACCUGUUUGGCCCGCCUUAAAUUGUACGAAUCGUUGGAGAAGUUGGGUGACCGAGUCUUAUAUUACGAUACAGACUCGGUCUUAUAUACAUGGAAACCGGGGCAGACAGAAAUCGAGCUUGGCGACUACCUCGGCGACAUGACCAACGAGCUUGACAAUGGCGACUUUAUUGUAGAAUUCAUCUCCGCAGGUGCGAAGAACUAUGGGUAUCAAACAAAGAAUGGUAAAGUGGUGUGCAAAGUAAAGGGAUUCUCGCUGAAUGUACGUGGUGCCAAACAGCUAAAUUACGACAUCAUCCGCCAAAAUAUUUUGGAUGAGGUUCUUCACCCGUUAGAUGAACAAAGAAAAACGCUGGUAGUCAACCCGACCCACUUCGUCAGAAACCCCACUUUGAAAAAAAUCAAGACUGAGACUCAGACCAAGUCGUAUCAACUCGUGUUUGACAAGCGAGUUUUAGAUCAUUCGCACGGUUUUAAGUCUUAUCCUUACGGAUAUUCGCGACUGGAUGCACAAGAUUUGGAGAACAUGGACUUGUUGCUUUUAUAAAAAACAAAACAAAACAAAACAAAACAAAAAAACAUUGACACUCAAAGCGAACAUUUUUUAAAUUAUUUUUUAAAUAAAACAAAGUUUUAAAAAAGUUUUCAUGACGUGUUUGUUAAUUCUUAAAGUAAACGGUUAAUUCUUGAAUCCUUUGGGUGACUACUUCCAUUUCGGUGAGGCGUACUACUUUUCGUAACUUUUCAUAAUAAUCCCUUCAUGUUUCUUUGAUUUGUUUUUCUUGAGAAAUCAUGCAUAAUUUAUAUUUGCGGCAUCGACAUGAAUACACUCGCGGCAUCUUUAGUGUCUACAACUUAACAAAAAACACUACACUGAACGUUUUCUAUGUUGUUCAAUAUUAUCAAGCCAUUUCUUUGAAAAAUAAGUUCUUUCCUCCACGUUACGUAUCAGUUCUUUUAAUUGGAGUUCUUUUUUAUCUUCCCAUGUAUGAUCCGUUUGCGUUUCUUUCUCUUCUUCUUUUUUCCUGGGCUUCGGUUUUUUGGCGGCGGUGGCUUCAGACAGACAGCCUCUGGCUGCCUCUUUUUGGUUAAACAUGUUAUCUCACUCCUCUAAAAUGCAAUGUGACUAUAGAAGCGCCGUCUGUAAACUGAGCCAAAUUAUUAUUUUCCGACUCACUCAUCUGUGUUUCCACCACAUCGAUGUGAUUCUUACGUAACUUGAUGUAAUGAAUCUGCUUGGGUUCGUAAUAAUAAUUUCCUUCCAAGAUUGGUUGGUAGUGUAUUUGACGUAUAAGAUCAGUCGUCUGAUCUCCCACGCGUACUGGAGCACAAAGCGAGGAAUACAUAUACAAGGUUCGUGGGUAAGGUAAAUUUAAGUAGGUACUUCUCUUAGUAUUGAUAAAGGUCCAGAUCAGAUCGCUAAGGAGAAAUCUAUGAUAUUUCUCCGCAAAUCGGUCUUUCCAUGGGAUCUCAUAUCUGUAAUACGCCAAACUGGAUGUAGUAAGCCUCCUAUCAUAACUCCACACCGUACCACGUUUGGUCACUGUGAGAUUAUGCGCCGGUCGUGAUACAUUACAAUUCUCUUUAAUAGGACCACUAACAAUACGACGAUAAGGAACUGUUGUUUUUUUCGUCCAACCAAACAACUCGCACAUGUCUCGAGGUAACUCAAAAUAGAGACCGUCACGAACUUCUUGAUGAGUUAUAUCAGUCGAUUUUACCUUGUCUGCUGUUACAGUAAUCGUUUCUUUAUCCUCAUCCGCAAUCACUUCAAAUUGUGCACUGUGUCCUGAAGAAAAAUGACUCCCAAACGCCGAGCCCAUAUUCAUAAUACAUUUUAAACGUUCUUCAUCAAACAAGGAUUUGAGUAAAUCGUGAACUGUCUCGAUACGAUGUUGUUUGAUGUCUCCAUACGUGACAUUGUAAGUCACUUUAUGUUGUAUAUCCCCAGUGGCUACUUUAACUCGUCCUGUGGUUAGCAAGACAUCAUCGUCUUUUAAUCCUUUGAGGUAACUGGACACCUUAGAAUCGUGUGGAAGCGAAAUACUACUCAAUCCCACUUCCCACUCUCCUUCUAAAUCGAUGCGUUUGUCUAAUCGAUUUUUCCAAGAAUUGUUUUUGUUGUCUGGAAAAUAUUUCAGACUCCCAUCGUUACUGGGUAACGUCAAGUAAAAAGUAUCACCUGACAUGAUGUGCUCUCGAUAACGACACAACUACAAAUGAACCGGAGACACACACUGUGUUGCAUUUUCACAAGUUUUAUUUCAUCAUUGUAGAGGCGUUACAAUUUUGUUUUAAGUUUAGCUUGCAUGAUUCGCUUCACAAUUUGCUCGGUUAAACUCUUCUUGCCUGGAAACUUAUCGAUUCCGGCUACCAUCUUACGAUCUGCAAUAUGUUUGUCAGCGAGUGAUUUAGCUUUACUGUAAUCAAUAUCGUGCUGUUUGGCUAAUCUAUCAAGACGAUUAAUUCCUGGAUCACCACGUUUUAAUCGCUUGGCUAAUUUUGUACCUGGACCCAUAUACUGGUAUCCGGGCCGAUGAAACUCGACACCUAACUUUGAAAUCCAUUUCUGAAUAUCAAAUUUUCCUCCUCUCUGUCGUUUUCCUUUUAGCCUUAGCUUGGACGGUUCUUGCCCCUCCCUUUGCCUUUCUUCGACUUUGGCGUUUCGUCAUCUUCAAACACUUGAUACGGGUCGUAACCUCUCUUUUCCCAAGGUUCCCAGUUACCAAAUUCUUUGAGUCGUUCCAAUUCCGUGCGAUGCUUUUGCGGUGUGGGAACAGGAAGUUUUCGUUUCGUUUUUUGUAUCUUUUGGGAUGGAGCUGUGAGAAAAGGAAUCUUGGACGUUCCCGGUUUCGCAGGGGUGACGGGUUCGUUCUUGAUCCCCACAGGUGUGACAGGUUCCCUCUUGAGUGUCAUCUGAGGUAAGGCGGCUUGUCCCCUCAUAUUUAUGGAUUUAAUGAGUUCUUUUAACAAUCCCUCUUGCAACCCCUCCAUGAGAUUACCAUCAUCGUCUCGAGGUGGAGGUUCUACACCACCGGCGAUAGGAAUCUGUCUCAAUUUGUCAGUAAGCUUGCGUUCUUGCAUUAACAAUUCUUUUACCACAGGUUCUUUUAAAGCAGCAGGAGUAGAUGUAUCUUCUAAUAACAGUUUUGCUUCAGCGGCCACGCGUGCGGCUUUGUCCAGAAGAGUACUUUCAGUAAUUUUUCCCUUGUAAUAAUCUACCAAAGCUCGAAACUCAUCGGGUUUCACCAUUAAGAACGUCUCCAUAAUCGCCACAAGGGUUCCACCACACGCAUACGCAACCACCGAAACAGUUGAGUUAUUGUGAGUCUACACUCGGUUGAAUCCUUAUAGUCACUGUCGUCGUCGUCGUAGUUGAAUUGCAAAUCAAACUUUAUACCCGUGUCCACUUCGUUUAUACCCUCUUGCACGGUGACAGUCAUGAUCUCUUGAAACACUGACAGAACGCGUCGUUCAUACCACUCCAAAAGCUACCGCCUGUUUGAUUCACAAGUAAUUGACGCCGCUUUCUUAAAGAGUUCCUCCGUUUACCCAACUCUCUCAACAUUACUCUAUAUUUCUUGAGUUUGGCAACGGUGGGCGGUGAUAAAGGUAUCUUUUUCUUCAACAUGUUCAACGUGAAUUCACUGACGGCAUUGAUUUGAUCUUUACUAGCGUGAAGUAAUUUUUCCAUACGACGCUUUCUAUUUUCUCUUGUAAAAUAGAUUUUAAAAAUCCACAUUUCUCUUGAAACUAUUAAUCAUCGCUUUUUCUUUGUAAGAGCUUCUAGGCCUUUUUAGCCCCAAACGAUGCAGCUCCUCCAAGGGCACUUAAACCCAAUGCUUUACCUCCAGCAAUGAGGGCUGGAAUGAGUGCCGCUAAUGGUAGGAUACCUCCUUUUGUCCUCUUUUGGUUAGUCUUCUUUUCACUCUUCUUCUCCUUCGGGUUGUGGGCAUACUGCGCUUAUAACCAGGCAUCUUUCUUAUUUAUUUCUCUCUGUAACAGCGUACACAACCUUCGUGUCGUAACAAGUGACUUAAAAGUCUCGUAGAAUCUCUACUUGCAGGGUGUACGUCAAAUAACAAAUAACCAUAGGGUCUGUCCGUACAUGCAUUAUAUAUAUCCAUAACAGGUAGCCACUUGGUCGGGUAUAUCUGUAGCAGUAAGGUGCGCAACGCCACUUUAUCUCUAGGAUUUUUAAAGGCAAUAAUGUAUUGCGCAUUCCUAGAGAUGGUCUUAGCAUAUUUUCCUUGAGGGAACAUGUCUUGGCAGAGAUAACACACGGUGACAUUCAUGUGGUGAGAAUAUUGUGUGAAAAGAUUAAGUAUUUCUCUGUCAUCUCCUCCCUCCGACAUGAGAUCAUCCAAGACAAGAAUACCCCUCGUUUAUCUCAAACCAUGUUGUUAAAUCGUCGUGGGUAGGCACUCCUUUAAAAAUUCUAUGCCAUGGCGUUGCAUGUCGUCAAACUUAUUUUGCCAGGAUCCAUAACAGUAAUGCACGCGGGGCGGUCUUUCGUCAAAGAGGUCUAAAUUUUCCAAAAGUAGGUGAUGGAGAAAGGUGGUUUUUCCACAACUUGUAGGGCCCACAAUCAAAAUAUUGGAAGGGGAUUUGAACGAAAAUCCUGGUUCCACACACUUGAACAUGAUUGCUAAAAGCGAGUUACACAAAAGUGACACGAUUUUAUUUCACUCCUUUUAGUUUAUUAACGAUUGAAUGAUGUCUUCUAACAUGUCGCCUACUUUAUCAUCGUUGCCUGCAUAAUCCUUUUUUAGAAAACAUGGAAAAAAACUCAUCCAUACUCUUGCGUCUUGCUUUACACAUUAAAUAAAUGAUGGCAUAGUUUCCACAACUUGCGGUUUUUACAGAUUGUAAUGCUCGAGUAUUUUUACGCACGUAAGGCCAUCGGUUUAACCAUACAAUGAAUGGUGUCAGAAAUUCAUAGGUGGUUAAAUCUAAACCAUAACUAUCUAAAAUUUCACAGCUAUCGUGUUCGGUCCACACAGCUAUCCAGUGUUCCCCAGGUUUGUCUGCAGGAUGUGUAUUGACAAUGUAAGCUCUCGGUUUCACACGUUCAGGCGACUCGGGUAGUUCGUCACAGGCUAAAGCACUCACAAAGUACUUGCGGAGUUCUGGAUCGCUAUCCGCUAAAGCGUUGAGUUGAUUCGUAGUAAGCCACACAAACUCCAUCACUAAUGCACUUCCAUCGUGGUAGCUCCUUUAAUGCCAUCAAUUUCCAUAAUGCUUUCAUAUUCAGCAUAAACGAUCACCGUUUUCUGACUUGCUUGCCCUGCACAUUUAAUGUGAAUGUUGAUGAAGCCUUCAUUUUUGGGUAGAAGAACCGGGUCAUCGUGUCUUCCAUUGGCCACAUUGGAAAACGCAAACAGCGUGCAAUUUUUUCCAUGACCCCAGUCUUUGAAUCGUACCAUGUUUCCUGCAUUUCUGUACAGACAGCCAGUAGCAUCCAGAAAUCGGUGAUAACCCACCAAGUCUUUUUGACCAUUAGCCGUGUUGAGUUCCAAAGUCUCGUAUGGGUAUUCUUCUCCAUUCACAAUUUGUUUGAUGUAUUCCACCCCAAAUUUUCCAAAGGCCAAGGGGUCUUCGUUGUAUUGACCAUUGAAUGCAGUAGUUUUCAGAAUACCAAUGAUGACUCUUUGGGGGACCUUUCCAUUGAAUGGGUUGUUGAUUUCUUUAGAAGUAGCCCCAUUGUCUAAGGGAAACUGUCUCAUCUCGGUACGGAUCAUGGGAUACUUGGUUGGGGUUUUGGUCAUCAUACUCAUCAUGCUCAUGUAGACGGCUGGGUUUAGGGACACCAGACAUAGAAAGAAGGUAAGUUUAAUAUUCUCUGGGUUGACUCGGACUUCCUCACUGGGUGGAUUGGCUUCUCCAUUCAUGAAUAAAGCUGCUGGAUUCAGAUAAAAUUCCAAUUCCAAAAGAGUUUUGGGGACGAUCCAUUUUCCUUGGUGAAACGCGUCUAUAAACGGUUUCAUUCUCAAGAUUCUCCUCUUUCCUCCUGCAUAGUAUUCUGUUGCAUCUGCUCUCUGUCUCUUGAUGCUUUCUUGAUGAUUUAUGGAAAGAGCUGUAUACGCGUCAUCAUCCAUCUUGACAUUUGCAGCGGUGUAGGUUACAGGAGAAUCAAUUUCGUUCCGCCAUCCAGCUGGUUCGAGUAUCGUCUCUCCAUCAUUCCUGUCAUAAUUAAGGAUCGUCUGUAUGAAAGCUUUAAGAUGGUACAUGUCUACUUGUUCGGUGAGUAAGGUACCAUUGGCUCUGAAAUUGAUUUGCUUGAAGAGGGUGUGUGCAAUAUUGUUGGCUGGUGAAGUCAUCACACCCACAUUGUUUGCGCGUGCUGUGAGACUGGCAUUUUCUGUGGUUUUGAAACCCAAAUCCAGUUGGACAAAACUUCUCGAAAGAUCGAUGAGAUCUGAUUGUCGUUCCACGUACACUUGGAUAGGAGUAAUACUAGAUGUCUGAGGUGGUAUUUUGACAUAUCGGUACUUUACCGUAGAAAGAUCUGUAGGUGGUAUUCUAAAGAGAUCUAGACUUGAAUUCUGCUCUGCCCCUUUGAUAGACAUGGUGAUGUGUCUGUUUCAACGUCUUCUGCGUUUAUGCACACGUUGUCGUGUUCCUAUUUUCUUUAUACGACUUGUGAGAAAUCCUCCUCCUUGCUGUUGUUUUUCUUCUUCUCCCUUUAUACCUUUUUUAAGAUGGAAGACACAGGAUCUGUCGGUGAUGUUGUGCCUACAUCAAUGAUAGGAUCACUUUGACGUACGGUGCUGAUGCGGACCAUGUUUUAUUCUCCAAAAAUAUCGUUCAACCUCUUGGCAACUUUUCUCUUCAAUUCGUUCUUGAGCGCUUGGGAAGCCCCUCUCUUUAUACCUCGCGGCACUUCUGAUAACGAACGCUUUUUGACACUGCUUUUAAGGCCUCCUGUUACACCUUUCAAAAAAUCUUUAGCCAUGUCUUUGACUCCGGCACCUAUUUGAGGAUCACCCCAGGAUCCGAUAAAAGGUGGUGGGGCAUAAGGUGAGGGGGUCUGCCAGCGCAUGAGACCACCACCUCCUUGUUCAUUUGGCACAUACACUUUAAAGCGUCUCAAACUUCCUCCUCUCAUGAUGCGAUCACCACAAACACACAGUUCACUUUAAAUCUUUUUUAUUAAUCCAACUGUUAUAUUUGCUAGGGUACCCUUUCCACUUGACAAACAAUUUAUCCUUUUGUCUCUUUAAUACUUUUUCCACUCGAAAAUAAGUCGCUUCAUCUACAUGUACUUUUUGCAAAUCCCACACAUAAAAUGUGCCUUGUAAGGGCGUGUCAUCCAAUUCUUGCACUUUAUAGGUCGUUACCAUUCCGGGUACGACUUUACGAACUUGAAACACUUCUUCCGUCCAUCCUGGUAGAUACCCUUUCUUAAACGGUCUAAAUUUUUUAUUCAAUCGGACUUUAUCGCCUACUUUAAAUGCAGGCUUUUUUUCUUUCUUAGUCUGAUAUUUCCCAUACAAAUUGUUCCACACUUCUGUGGCAUUGAUUGUGGUGACUUUAGCUGGUGUGGUUUUAAUACUCCUGUGAUAGGUGCGAUUGUAUUGAUUGACAAGUUUGGGCAAUAUGUCUACAUAUUUGAGUGUGUUGGCAGCCGUGAAAUAGCGAUACAAUUUCGAUUUAAGGGUUCUAUUAAAUCGUUCGACGAUACUGGCUUUGGCAUCUCCAUGAGUAGAAAAGUGAUGAAUCUCCUGUGUUUUCAUCAAUGAUUGAAAGGUCUGAUUGUAAAAUUCUUUGCCUGCAUCUGUCUGUAACGUCUGAGGUUUCCUUCCUUUGGCUUCCUUGAGUAUUUUUGCAAACGCAUCCGUCACAUCUUUUCCUGUUUUCUUUUUAAUCGGCCGGGCCCACGCGUAUUUGGAAAAGGCAUCGAUCACGACCAAUACGUAUCGGUAUCCCUUGUUCUGUUUGGAUAGGGUCUGUACUUCGAUCAAAUCUGCUACCCAUUGUUCAUCAAUGUCGAACACCACCACAGGUAAAAAUUCUCCUCGUCGACGUCUGGGUUUGUGAAGCGUGUACGCCAAUUUUUUCUCUAAUUCUUUUUUACCUUGAGCAAUAGAGAUCUUUUGAGCUUUGGCAUACGGUGCCACACCACCCAAACUACCGACGACACCGGGUUCGUCAUACAAGUCGUCCUUGACAUCUUUCUUAAUGUUCUUAACCAUGAUAAAUGACACCAAAGUUUGAAACAAUGGUAGGUGACCCAAUACUUAUGAAGGUACUGCGUAUACAAUUGAUUCCACGUCUUAUAUGUAUACUUCCCAUCAUAGUAUCUCAUAAACGUCAUCAAAUGAAAGAUACGGUCGUGUAGUGGAUGUAGGUGUGGUUUCACGACAAAUUUAAACACCUCAACUUCCAUGUCUUCGGGAACCCAUUGGUAAGGGAUUUUAUGCGGCUCAUCCUCUUCGAAGACGAUAUGUGGGAUGCGAUCACAAAGCCACGACACCAAUCGAUAAUGUAAGUAGCAUAGACAUUGACUCCACGAGGUAAGCAUGAUGAACUGGUGAUUUUUUUUCAUCGCCGACCCUUUUUAUAAUGCUUGACAUUAUCCAUAAUGCCUUUUAAAGCCUGUUUUCCCAGAAAUUUACCAAGUGUUCCAAAACCUGGUGCAGGACCCGAUAACAACAUACUUGCUGCGUAAGCUAAUUUAUCGGUAAGAGAGGGACCUCUACGAAGAAUUUUCUUAACCCUACUCACAGAAGCACCCCCACGUUGAUUGCGUUUUCUUCUUUUAAUCAGUGACCGUCUUACACGCCUCAUGAUUGACACAGACAAAUGACACAGUGUUUUUGGUGAUACAACUUUUAUUUAUUUCUCCAUAUUAUCUUCUAAAAACUGUACAUCACAAGCAAUACAUUCUAAGUCUUUAUCCGACAAUCCUAAGCGUCUAGCUAAUUUUCUAAACUUAGGCAUACCGAUCAACCAAGCGAUUUCAACAUGAUCGUCCAUAGACAAUGUAUCUAGCUUUGUGUUUCUACCCAUCAACCGUGCGAUUUCAAGAUGGUCUGUACUUAUCCCAUCUACAAAAAAAAAUUAACAAAACUUGGAAUUAUAACUAAAAAACAUGUGUAUUUUUACAUCUGGUGAAAGAAAAGUUUGAAUGAACACUAUGCCUAAAAAAUUAAUACAUUUGACUCUUAUUACUUUCUUUGAAGUAAAGGAAAAAGGGCUUCUAAUAAAUCAGCAAAUGUCAUCUUGACAUCUAUUCCUGAAAUGAAUCAUUCACAUCCAUCCGUAAGAAUUUGCACUGACCUCUUGUUGGGUUUAAAUCGCCACCAGGUAAAAAGAUCACAGUUAUGUCGACUGCAUCGCAAAUACAUUUUGCCAUAAUUUGUUUCUGAUUGAGUCAAAGACAAUGUGGGAGUCAUUCCACAUUCGCACACCAUCUUGUCGAUUCUGUCCAGGGUGAACCAGGGGUGACCCUGUCUUUGACAUUCAUAGUAAUAACGGUUGUAAUCACUGAGAUUACAAAAUACUGGGCAACGGGCGGACGAGCAACGGAGGAAUACAUCGUCACAAUCUUCUUUUUUAGAUUUUAAUUCCUCCAUCAUAGUCUGGUGGAUGGGACAUGGAUAACUGACUUCCACACUGUCCAACAAUUCUUCCAGAGAAGAAUAAUGAAACGUACCUGUACCUUCUACGCCAGGUACGAUUUCUCUUUCUUCCAAUACUUCAGUCUUCUCCAGGGUUGAUGGGUCAUUCUGAACACUUUUCACCAGCUGGUUCAACUCUUUCAGAGGAGAUGUUUGCUUAGAUGACUUGACUUCUGGUUUCAUAUAAUCCACCUCGAACUUGGGUAGUUUCACAUCUUUAGCAACAAAGUCUGGGUUCUUCAUAGGCAGUGCAUCUAUAACGAGACUACCUUUCAACUUUUUCUUAGCCCAUUCUUUCUUAUUCUUCAAAGUCCCUUUCUUGGCAUAAGGGUGAACCCUCUUUGAUGUCUUCUUAGUCUUGUUAUCUUCCAUCUUGCUUUCUUGAUGCUUGCUUUACACUCUGGGAGUAAGAAAUGUGAUUUGCCUGCUACAACGACUCCACUUUUAUAAGGAAAAUAUAUGAUCUUGAUUGACAGGUCCCUCUUGGGAGAUUGGGCAAGUUUGGGCUGAAUCUUUUAGACUUAAAUUUCGUAAUCUUUUUGUAAUCUCUUCCACACGUUUCUCUACAUACGCUUUUCUUAUGUUCCUAAUCUUGACAUUCCAUGCCGCUUCUUCCAUAAUUUCUUUAUAUUUGAUACACGAUUUACAUGUUUUGCAUGUACACGUAAAAUCGUAGGGAUAUUGAAAAACAGGCAUGUUUAUGACUCCUUCUACUUACGACUUCACUUUAAAUAACAAAUCCUAACCCCUAGAGAUUCGGACAGCCUUAAACAAUACUAGACAACUCUUGAGCAAGUCCUAGACAAGUUUAGACAACAUCUCUCUUGAGAUUUAGCUUGGGUGGGCAAGUCUGAGCAGAUGACGUCACACGCAACAUUUUGUGACGUCUUACACCACAUAAGUACCAGCCAUAGGACAUUUCGUGACAUUCAUACCACAUAGGGACUGGCUCUAAAGCAUUGCGCAUGCGUACAAUUUUAAUCAGAAGAUUGCACAUGCGCAUCACACAAAUAGGUAUCCCACAUGGAUGAUUUUUACGCUACCGUUCCAUAUAUAAAUCAAACCGACCCUUAUCUUUAAUAACAAAGAUGGCCGACAUGGACACUCGCUCAUUAAUAAUCUAUUUUUACUCUCGUGUACCUACACGUCAUGAAUAUAAUUAUCUAAUAACCCUAUCACGUGUACCUACAUGGCAUGAAUAAAUUAUUGCUCAAACUCGGACCCAGGCCGCGCGGGAAUUGCUAGUCAGACGCGCUAUACUACUGGCAAGAGUACUUUUUGUAAGAAGGCUGCAUAUGACUGGUCGAAAGCCUUAAAAGAUAUCCUUAUGAACUUUAGCAUUUUGCUUCUGAUUAAGUUCAGAGAUGUGUGUGACGUGGGAAAUGUCCGCAAUGUUUUACUUGCGUCUAAAUUGCUGGCCAGUGAUGGUCCGAUCUCAGUUGAUAGUCUCUAUGAUUACAUAAUUAACAAUCAAGAUAAAGUGCUUCUGAUUUUGGAUGGCUACGAUGAGUACAGCUGUGCAAAAGAACACUCACCCAUCCUUGAAAUUUGGAAGGGUGAGCAACUAAGAGAUUGUCACGUUAUUGUCACCACGCGACAACUUAAAUGUGACGAGUUAAUAGGCCUUAGCCACGUUCAGUUAGAAAUUCAAGGUUUCAAAAGCUGGAAACGAAAAAGGACCUUUGCGAGAAAAUUUUUGGCAGGUGAACAAGAUCUUGACGAGUUCAUGUCCUACCUGGAAGAAAAAGAUCUCGUUGACAUGGCAGAAAUACCUCUCCUCCUACUGAUGCUGUGUAUUUUGUGGAAAGAGAAACAUCAAGAAGGACUGCCAAAAUCACGAGCCGACACAUUCACACAAUUCAUUCAAACCAUGCUGGAUCACAAAGGUGAAAGUCACCAGCCUAUGCCAUUUCAGAAAGUGACCUCCACAGAAGCCAGAGAAGACCUGAGUAAUCUUGGAAAGGUUGCCUUUGAAGCACUUCUGCAAGACCGUCUUUACGUACGCUGCAGCAAACUCCCCGGCAAUGUUUCAACAAGUUUUCAAAAAUUAAGUGAAGUUGGGCUUUUCCAGAUUGUCAAUCUUACGAGUCUCAAUCCUGAGAAAGGAGCCUAUUUCAUUCAUAAAUCCGUACAGGAGUUCCUUGCAGCCUGGCACAUUAAAGAGGAAGUGUUGUCGAUUAAAGGAGAAAGUACGCCUAGCCUCUCCAAACUUGAAUCAUUUGAAAAGAUCGGGAAGAUGGAUGAAGUUCUCAAAUUUGCAUGUGAGCUGUCAACAGAAGCCGCGUGCGCAGUUUUCCAUCAUGUGGGGUCUGUUGGAAGAAAGGAAUCUGUGUCGGAAUGUGAUUUCAUUGAGCUGCUUCUGGAGGGUGAAGAACUGUCUCGAUAUGAAGAUCUUUAUCUUGAGCUUAUCUCGCAUAGCUACGUUUGUUGUUCGGCCGAGAAGAGGCGAGAUCUCCACUCAGUAUUUCCCUCUUUCACCGGAGAUGUUUUUUUGUAUCUUGAUUCUAACAAGGUGAACAUUACUGCAAAUGAACAUUUGCUGAAAUCUGGCAUGAUACCCGACCUUAUCUUUUUUCCUGUCCUCGAAGAUUCUUCAGAGAAAAGCUAUCGAGACUUGAUCACUGUAGCAGAGGACACAAAUGCAAUAUUUUUGAGCUGUUCGGGCGAAAAGAAAGCCGCAGAUUUACUGAAGAAGUUCCCGCGUCGUCCUUUAGGCGAUUUCUUUUUGAAGAGAGAGAGAAAAAUCGUCGUUUAUGUUAAACGAAUAUCGAAAGAAUUUGGUGACUUUUUUCCGACUGAAAUGCUGCGAGAGCUCAUUUCGCCAACAGCAGAGUCUACUCAGGUGACGCGUCUUAUUGAUCCGUUGAAUGAACACGACAGCGAAACAGCUUCGAGUUUGAAUCAGAACACUGAUAGCAUCACUGGUCCUACUCCUCAGAGCCUUUCCUGUGUGAAGCAGAUUUAUAUUUUCCACAUAGAAAGGCAAGAGAUAAAGAUGCUGGCUGAUUUCUUACCACUUUUCACUGCUCUGCGAUGGAUAGUUAUUCACGGUAAACCCUCUGAAAUUAUUGAUGCUCAGUUGACAGAGACCCUGGUGUCUCGUAUCAUCUUCACUGACAGACUUGACACAUUAGUACUUACUAAUAUCAAUUUAACAGCCAAACCUGCCGCAGUCAUCGCCAGAUCUCUGCACCAGGCUCCUAGCCUGCACAGUCUCCACUUGUCAGGAAACCCUCUUGGUGAAGGAGUAAGUGUUCUUACACAACAUCUCAGCCGUGUUCCUCACCUGGAACAGCUGUUCUUUUCUGAUGUUAAAAUGACAAAGCAACAAGUGAAUGAAUUGAGUGCAGCUGUACGUCAGAGUAACAUCUGGUUGGACACAAAAUACCAC
This is a messenger RNA of Pocillopora meandrina, 21079 nucleotides long. The record is from the annotation of a GenBank genome assembly. Lineage: Eukaryota; Metazoa; Cnidaria; Anthozoa; Scleractinia; Pocilloporidae.